Brugia pahangi is the source of this 396-nucleotide messenger RNA. Lineage: Eukaryota; Metazoa; Nematoda; Chromadorea; Rhabditida; Onchocercidae. The record is from the annotation of a GenBank genome assembly.
AUGGCGCGUCCUUCCCGGGGAGAGAGACGGUCCCCCACUCUCAGCGAUGGAAAUUUUGUUGAGAUGAUGUUUCGUGCUGUGAGUCGCACUAAUGUAUCACCUCUUCUCUCCUCACUCCGCACACUGUCUCUACAAACCGUAUGGCGCGCUACUCUCUCCUCCGAUUUCAUUGUCUUUCCUCGCGACAUUUGUUGUGUUGCUUGCUACGCACCCUUUGUCUGUCAUCCCUCUCGCCAUUUAUUAAAGUCUCGUCGCAAUCGAUCGAUUGAGUGCGCCCCGCCUUCCUCCAAUGCAUACAAGGUACACUUCCUCCAUGUCUGUGUGCACAUUCGAUGGAUUGCGUCUCUUCGGGAGGGCGCUCCCUUCCCCGGACAUUGCCGCCGGCAGCAGUUAUAG